Messenger RNA from Brassica napus (rape), 1027 nucleotides. RefSeq names its product kinesin-like protein KIN-12F. The coding region runs from base 67 to 852 and encodes 261 amino acids. Lineage: Eukaryota; Viridiplantae; Streptophyta; Magnoliopsida; Brassicales; Brassicaceae. The transcript is spliced from 2 exons. The record is from RefSeq and is a predicted model, not a curated record.
UUUCAAAAUCACUUUCUAUAAACUAAGUUAAGUUUGUUCAGCUAAUCUAUUACCAUUCGGUUAUCAAUGCCAAACAACAGUGAUGAUCUGGAGGAGGAACGUGAAAGGUGGACAGAAAUGGAGAGUGAGUGGAUAUCUUUAACAGAUGAUCUACGAAUGGAUAUUGAUAACCACCGUAGACACGCAGAGGAUCUGGAGAUAAAACUCAGAAAAGAGAAAACGGCUUCGGAGGAGCUAAACGACGCUCUUGGUAGAGCCAUGCUUGGUCACAGUAGAUUCAUUGAGCAGUACACUGAGCUCCAGGAGAAGUAUGAUGAGUUAGUUGAGAGGCAUAACGUGACGUUGGCGGGAAUAGUUGAUGUGAAGAAAGCAGCGGCUAAAGCUGCAGUGAAAGGUCGUCAUGGGAAGAGUUUUGCCAAAGCCUUUUCAGCUGAGCUUACUGCUAUUAGAGCUGAGAAGGAGAAAGAAAGAGAGUUCUUGAAGAAGGAGAACAAGGGACUUAAGAUUCAGCUGAGAGAUACCGCUGAAGCUGUUCAAGCUGCUGGAGAGAUACUGAUCAGACUCAGAGAAGCUGAGCAAUAUGUACAAUCCUCUGAGGAACGUUUCAGCUUACUUGAAGAAGAGAAUGCAAAGUUAAAGAUGCAGAUGGAGAAGUUAAAGGGCAAGCACCAGACAGAAAUGAGUACAAUGAAGCAAUAUCUUGCGGAAAGCAAAUUGCCAGGGUCUGCAUUACAGCCAUGGUUCACGGGGAAUGAGGAACAUUUAUCAGAAGACAGAACCGGUUUGGUCAAGGAGAAUGAAGAACAAACAUAUAAAAGGAAUAGGCUUAUAUCAUAUAAAUCAACGGUUUAAAUAACAAUAUAUAAAAUAAAAGGUAAACAAACAUAUAAAAGGAAAAAUAAUAUAAGCUAACAAAAUCGAUUACAAUUGCUUUUUAAAUAUUAUUCAUAUUAUCAUAGUCAAAUUAGAAAAAUACAUUAGAACAAAUUAAUCAAAAGUUUGUUGAACUUUAAAUAAUAUUAUAUGA